AAUGUAAAUGUUUUAUUUUAUUAAGUAUGAAACAUAAAACCAUAACAGACAAAGACAUUAUUGACACAGAAACAUCUACACCUAAAAAAUAUGAAGUACGAAGAUGAUCAAAAUGUUGGUAGAAAAAAGCCGGAUACCCUAUUUCUGUAUUUUGCAGUUGUAACUGCCACGUUACUGAUGUUGGUGAAUGCUGCAUUAUCGGUCUGGACUUCUCCAGCUAUUGUCAAAAUGCAAUCAAAUAACACAGAUGAAAAUAUUUUGGGCAGACCAAUAACAACUUGGGAAACUUCUAUUUUGCUAGGUGUACCAGGACUAGCUUCAUUAGUAGGGUCAGCUUUUUUACCCAAAUUGGCUGAUAUACUCGGAAGAAAAAAAAGCAUGCAACUGAUGGGUUUAGGAACAUUCCUUAGUACAAUUGGUUUAGCUUUUUGUAACACAAUAAACCUCAUGACCAUAUUGAGUUGCUUUAUACAAAUAUUUUGUGCAGGUGUAACAGGUAUUUUACCAAUUUAUUUAACAGAAAUAUGCGAAGAUCAUAAUAGAGCUAAGCACGGAUGUUUAAUGACAGCGUUUUCACCAAUAGGCCAAGUAUACGCACUUAUUCUUGGACCACUAUUUGAUUUAAAAGUUUUUACGCUGUUAUUAUCAGCACCUAUGGUUCCUUUUCUAGUACUAUUCUUUUUUGCCCCUGAAAGUCCAGUUCACUUACUAUCGAAAGGCAUGGAAAAAGAAUGUAUAGAAAGUUUACAAAAAUUAAGAAGAAACAAAACAAAAAAAGAAAUUGAAAAUGAUUAUCAUAAUCUUGAAAUAAACAAAAGUAUAAAGGGAAGUGAAGAGAACAGAUUGAAUUUUAUUCAACUUUUUGGGACAAAAGAAGGUAGAGUAGGUUUGAUGUUAGCGUUUAUUCCCAUACUUUCCCAAAAUUUGUCUGGUGUCCAAAUUAUUUUUCCUUUAUUGGGUCCUAUAUUUAAUGAUUCAGGAUCAAAACUAUCUGGUGACACCAUUGCCGUUAUAGCAGCGUUGGUUAAGCUAAUAACAUUUACGAUAAUAACUUUUGUUAUAGAAACGACUGGAAGAAAACCCAUGCUUAUAGUAUCUUCAAUUGGAGCAGGCAUCUCAUCGACUACUUUGGGAGUAUUCUUUUAUUUAAAAUACAUUAAUUCACCGUUCAUCGAAUCCUUUCACUUGGGUCCUUUACUAAGUGUGUCAGCAUUUAUUAUUAGUUAUUCUAUAGGAUUGGGUCCCAUUCCCAUGGCUAUAAUUUGUGAACUUUUCCCAUCUGAUCUCAGAUCUACUGCUUUAGCUAUUAUCUCGACUGUUAGUGCUCUUGUAAUAACAGGGUAUACAACUUUCUACCCUCUAUUAGCUGAAUUAAUUCACACACAUUGGUGCAUGUGGAUAUUUGGACUGUCUUGCUUUGCAGGAACUUUUUUUAUCUCCACAAUGUUGCCAGAGGUCAGAGGAAAAAGUGUUCUUGAAAUUCAAGAAAUUCUAAGAAAUUACACAUUGUGUAUGAAGUAAUAUUAAUUUAUCUGUGAUAUAUUUUAUUUUUAAUAUAAAGUUUAAAAAAAUAUAUAAUUUUUAUUUCCCUUGUGUUCCUGUGUUAAAAAUUUGUUGCUGUUCUUCUGUUUUCUUAUCCAUCUUAUCCCAGAUCUACAGUUUUGUGGUCAAAUAAUCAGCCUUAAACGCCCAUUACUCGGCAUAGUUCUCCCCUGUGAAACUCCAUUGGUCUCUAUUCUGGGAGAUCUGCAUGUAGUCCUUUCCAGCCGUUCUCUUAAAGUCGUCCGUCCAUCUCAUCUGUGGUCUUUCUCUUUUUCUUUUCUAUUCCCAUGGUCGCUAGUGUAGAAUUCGCUUAUUCCGUCUUUCAUCUUUUGCCACAGGGUGUGGCCGGCGAAGUUCCGUUUAAGGUUUGCAACCUGUCUUAAUACGUCGUUCACCUUUGUUAUUUCUCUGACUUAUGAGCUUCCAUUCCUGUCUUUAAGACUUAUACCCUGCAUCUGUCUUUCCCUUGCUCUUUGUGUUUUGAAUAUCCUGUCAAUGUUCUCCUUUGUGAAACAUAUCCAUGUUUGUGAGCCAUAUGUGAUAACUGGUAAUAUGCACUGGUUAAAUACUUUUGUUC
Molecule: messenger RNA, 2119 nt
Organism: Diabrotica virgifera virgifera (western corn rootworm)
Lineage: Eukaryota; Metazoa; Arthropoda; Insecta; Coleoptera; Chrysomelidae
Product: facilitated trehalose transporter Tret1-like
Exons: 2
Coding region: 91-1521 (476 amino acids)
Biological process (GO): transmembrane transport
Cellular component (GO): membrane
Molecular function (GO): transmembrane transporter activity
Source: RefSeq, a predicted model, not a curated record